Akanthomyces muscarius is the source of this 690-nucleotide messenger RNA. RefSeq lists its product as uncharacterized. The transcript has 4 exons. Lineage: Eukaryota; Fungi; Ascomycota; Sordariomycetes; Hypocreales; Cordycipitaceae. The record is from RefSeq and is a predicted model, not a curated record. Bases 1 to 690 code for a protein of 229 amino acids.
AUGGGACAACUUUUGUCGACCCAGGCUAUCGAACACAAGGAUCCCUUGUUUGUGUCUCUUGGCAUGACUGUGCUGGAUGAAUUGCAUUUCUCCUCACGAGCCGCUCUCUCCGAUGUGCCGGGCGGGUCGGGUCUCUAUGCUACACUCGGCGCUAGACUCAUGGAUUCCACAGCUGGAGCUAUUAUCAUUGCUGGCAAUGAUUUCCCGAACGCCCUGAUGAAACGUAUCAUGCAGUGGGAUAUGAUGCUGCUAGUCAAAAAACUGCCAGAUAGCCCUUGUACAAGAGGUUUUGUGCAGUACAAGGACGAGGAAUCUUGCCAGAGAAUAUUUAGAUAUCUAACGGCACAGCUGCAGCCUCGGCCGGCCGACUUGGAGAAAAGUGAGCUCCUCGGCUCGCAGUCAUUUCAUCUCCUGGCAGGCCCUGCGCUGCUUCAGGAAAUGGUGACGUCUCUUCUUUCGUUGAGAAGAGAUUCCGGAAAAAACGAACGCCCACUGCUCGCAUGGGAGCCUGCGCCUGCCUCCUGCAAAAAGGAGCUACUGGACGAACAUAUCCAAGCGUGCAGAGCACCGGAGUCAAUUGGUCACCGCCUUUCUACGAGCCCUCAUCACCCCGCGUCGCAGAUACCACUGGCGCAGGGAAUUCCUUCCUCGGGGGGUUUACUGUGGGGUGGAUGCGAACAGGAGAUGUGA